AUGGCUGCGCAUACUGAGAGCGCACAGCUGGCCAGUCGGCUCGAUGGACUGGUCAUGGUCAUCCCGGACCUGCGCCGAAUGGUUAGUCACUGGCCGUCUGGGAAGAAUGUUCAUGCAGCGGUGGUUGAGAUGUUGAUCAACGACCUCCUCGAGCGAAGUGAUGCGUCUCCAAAAGAUAUGGCCAACGUCCUGGAAGCCAACCCGGCUCUCCUAGCCUCAUGCCUCUGGCCGAGCGCAACAAGAGAAAGACUUGGCACCUUGACGCUGAUGGUGCUCUGGCAAGGCAGACUCGAUGACCACAUUGAGAGCCUAGAGUACAAGAGCGCGGAAAAGGCCAAGGAUUUCCGGAACAAAGCCAAAGACUACAUUGCGCAGUAUCUCCAGCUUUCGGAGGGGCCCAAGGAGGCGUCGACGAACGUCGUCAUUGCAGGUUUCCAACCGGUCGCCAGAGUCAUUUGCCAGCAGUAUAACCAAGAUCAGCGUAGGAGACUGAGGGUCAGUUUGUUUGAGUACAUCGACUCGACCGUGCAGGAGAUGCGGUAUAUCCAGAACGGACAAGCGCCGACGACCUUGUCGUAUGAAAAGCUUCGCAAGAAGACGGGGGGCGCUGGCCCUCUGUGCGCCCUGGCAGAGUUCGCUUCUGGAUUGCAGUGGCCGUCGCACGUCGUCCACACGCAGCCGUAUAAGAUGAUAUUGGAGUCGGUUAGCAUUAUCAUUGGCCUAACGAAUGACUUGCUCUCGUUGAACAAGGAACUACAAAAAGGUCGGACACUCAACGCGGUACCGGUGCGUUACUGGAACGGCAAGGGCGGCAGUGACCUGGGGAGUGCCGUCAGAGAAGUCGUGGAGGAAAUCGACAAGGCUGUCAAGCAACUCGACGUCUGCGAGCGGAGAUUGGUCAAUCAGAGCCAGACGGACGCUGACGCGAUUCGGGGGGUGACUGCGACGCUCAAGACGAUUUGCACUGGCAAUCUGACCUGGAGUCUUGAGUCGAAGCGGUACAACGUAGGCCCUCCAGAUGCCGAUGGAAGUCUGAGGCAGGAGUUGAGGGCUCCCAGUGUAUGA
Molecule: messenger RNA, 1065 nt
Organism: Colletotrichum orchidophilum
Lineage: Eukaryota; Fungi; Ascomycota; Sordariomycetes; Glomerellales; Glomerellaceae
Exons: 8
Coding region: 1-1065 (354 amino acids)
Source: RefSeq, a predicted model, not a curated record